This is a messenger RNA of Neoarthrinium moseri, 1110 nucleotides long. RefSeq lists its product as uncharacterized. Lineage: Eukaryota; Fungi; Ascomycota; Sordariomycetes; Amphisphaeriales; Apiosporaceae. The record is from RefSeq and is a predicted model, not a curated record. The transcript is spliced from 6 exons. The coding region runs from base 1 to 1110 and encodes 369 amino acids.
AUGGAAGCCUGCGCCGUCAUAGUUGCGCCUUCGAGCGCUUAUAGUGACUCUGCAUUAGGCCGUAUCGAUACAGCCAACAAUGAAGAUGCCGUUAUGUCGCAAGAUGAGGGUAGCCGCUGGAUCAAACUUCCUGAAGCCUUGUUCUCAUCUAUCAUGUCGGUAGACCCCCAGUUCAACCCCCAGUACCAAGCCUCAAAAGUUCUUUCGGAUGAUUGGCUACAGAAGGUGAUGAAGAUGGACGAGGAGACAGCAACGGUUUGGCGGAGAUUGGACAUCUCUUACAUGAGUGCCAUAUGCGCCCCGCACGCCGAUCUCGAAACAUUGAAGUUAAUGAAUGACUGGAAUGGUUGGGUAUUUGCUUUCGACGACCCUUUUGAUGAAGGUGACUAUACAAGUAACCACAUGAAAGCAACAGAGGAAGUUUUGUGGACCCUGUCGAUUUUAGAUAAUGUCCAUCCCAUAAUCUCCGCAGAAGACCAUCCGAUCAGACACGUACUGCAGUCAUGUUGGCUGCGAUUCCAGCAGCGGGCAAGUCCCGCGCUGCAGUACCGCUGGAAGCAAUACUUGACGUUAUAUUGUCUUGGUGUACUUGAACAGGUUGAUUUUCAGCAAAGAGCGACUAGACCAACAGUUGACGAAUAUAUGAACCUUCGCGCGCGUUGCGUCGGAGCCUUGCCGUGCAUUGGUCUCAUGGAGUAUGCGGAAGGAAUUGACCUGCCCCGGCAUGUUGUGGAAGAUGUAUCGUUACAGGCGAUUACGCGGAUCACGUGUGAUCUGGUUACAUUGCAAAACGAUGUGUUCUCAUAUCGAAAGGAUCUUAUUAAGGGCGAGGAUAGCAACAUAAUCUUUAUCUUUAAAGAUCAAGGGUUGACCGAUCAAGAGGCUGUAGAACGAAUUGGCGAAAUGCUUUAUGAUUGCUACAACAAAUGGCGCGAUGCAGUGGCGAAUGUACCUUCUUGGGGUGAUGAAAUUGACGAAGAAGUCAAGAAGUUCAUCGGCGGCUGCCAAAAUCUUGCUCUUGGCAAUCUCCAUUGGAGCUUUUAUACACCAAGAUAUCUGGGAACAGAUGGCGAACAGGUCAAGCAAACGCGUAUGAUAAAGCUGCCAUAA